Messenger RNA from Sorex fumeus (smoky shrew), 520 nucleotides. RefSeq names its product non-histone chromosomal protein HMG-17-like. Gene Ontology annotation, molecular function: nucleosomal DNA binding. Gene Ontology annotation, biological process: chromatin organization. NCBI's taxonomy places the organism in Eukaryota, Metazoa, Chordata, Mammalia, Eulipotyphla, Soricidae. The coding region runs from base 96 to 368 and encodes 90 amino acids. Gene Ontology annotation, cellular component: chromatin; nucleus. The transcript has a single exon. The record is from RefSeq and is a predicted model, not a curated record.
UGUGAAGAAGAGGCGAGAACGACCCCUGGACCAACCAAAGCCCGCACCCCACUGCACCCUGCGUCUGGUGCCCAUGUCCUGCCGCUGUCGUCACCAUGCCCAAGAGAAAGGCUGAAGGGGAUGCUAAAGGAGAUAAAGCCAAGAUGAAGGAUGAACCACAGAGAAGAUCUGCAAGGUUAUCAGCUAAACCUGCUCCUCCAAAGCCAGAGGCCAAGCCUGAGAAGGCCCCUGCAAAGAAGGGAGAGAAGGUACCCAAAGGGAAAAAGGGGAAGUCUAAUGCUGGCAAGGACGAAAGUAACCCUGCAGAAAAUGGAAAUGCAAAAACAGACCAGGCACAGAAAGCUGAAGGUGCUGGAGAUGCCAAGUGAAGUGUGUGCAUUUUUGAUAACUGUGUACUUCUGGUGACUGUACAGUUUGAAAUACUAUUUUUUAUCAAGUUUUAUAAAAAUGAAGAAUUUUGUUUUACUUUUUUUUAAAGCUAUGUUGUUAGCACACAGACCACUUCAUUGUUGUUUUGGGG